This is a messenger RNA of Bicyclus anynana (squinting bush brown), 10752 nucleotides long. It is a transcript of the gene rl, whose product is annotated as mitogen-activated protein kinase ERK-A. Gene Ontology annotation, cellular component: cytoplasm; nucleus. Bases 296 to 1390 code for a protein of 364 amino acids. Gene Ontology annotation, molecular function: MAP kinase activity; ATP binding. Gene Ontology annotation, biological process: protein phosphorylation; intracellular signal transduction. NCBI's taxonomy places the organism in Eukaryota, Metazoa, Arthropoda, Insecta, Lepidoptera, Nymphalidae. The record is from RefSeq and is a predicted model, not a curated record. The transcript is spliced from 8 exons.
UCGCCCACUUUUGUAACGGUAUUGCGUCCGUACGGGAGUGUCCAAGAAAUUCGGGCGCUCGGGUGAACGAGAAUGAUAAGCAAUUCGUUUCGCUAGUGGAUAAUGUAGGUCGGAUACAGUUUGUUUUGGUGUACACUUGGAUUAAAUUGUGAAUUGAUGCUUUGUGGCUGCUAUUUGGGCUAGUGAUCAGUGAUAUUUCGGAUUUUGGCCGACUAGCGAGGUACUUACAGUGACAGUACGUACUGUAAACAUUUGAUCUGUGACUGGCUGAGUGGUUUCUAUUUGUUUUGUCGCGAUGGCCGAGGCUGCAGCAGCUGCCAGCACGAACCCAAAUGCUGAAAUCGUCAGGGGUCAGGUGUUUGAAGUCGGCCCCAGGUACAAAAACCUGCAGUAUAUAGGCGAAGGGGCUUAUGGCAUGGUUGUGUCCGCAGUCGACAGUAUUAAGUUAGCAAAAGUCGCCAUUAAGAAAAUAUCCCCGUUCGAGCACCAGACCUACUGCCAGAGGACGUUAAGAGAAAUCAAAAUUCUCACCCGAUUUAAACAUGAAAAUAUUAUCGAUAUUAGAGAUAUAUUAAGAGCAGAGACCAUCGACCAGAUGAAGGACGUCUACAUCGUACAGUGUCUAAUGGAGACAGAUCUUUACAAAUUACUAAAAACACAGAAAUUAAGCAACGACCACAUCUGUUACUUCCUAUACCAAAUCCUGCGGGGUCUCAAAUACAUCCACUCGGCGAACGUGUUGCAUCGGGACCUCAAGCCUUCUAACUUAUUGCUGAACACUACCUGUGAUUUAAAGAUUUGCGACUUCGGGCUGGCGCGAGUGGCCGAUCCCGACCAUGACCAUACGGGCUUCCUUACGGAGUACGUCGCCACGCGCUGGUACCGUGCGCCAGAAAUUAUGCUCAACUCGAAGGGCUACACGAAGUCAAUAGACAUCUGGUCAGUGGGAUGCAUCCUGGCUGAGAUGCUGUCGAACCGGCCAAUCUUCCCGGGGAAGCACUACCUCGACCAACUGAACCACAUUCUUGGCGUGCUGGGCUCACCAAGCAAAGAUGAUUUGGAAUGUAUCAUCAAUGAAAAGGCUCGGAGCUACCUGGAGUCGCUGCCGUACAAGCCGCGGGUGCCCUGGACGGAUCUGUUCCCGGGGGCGGACCCCCGUGCUCUGGACCUUCUGCACCGCAUGCUGACCUUCAACCCGCACAAGCGCAUCACCGUCGAGGAGGCCCUGGCGCACCCCUACCUCGAGCAGUACUACGAUCCCAAUGAUGAGCCCGUCGCCGAGGAACCGUUCCGAUUCUCAAUGGAACUGGACAAUCUGCCGAAGGAGUCACUCAAGAAGAUGAUAUUUGACGAGACUCUACUGUUCAAACAGCUGAACGAAGACGCGUAGAUCUUCCGAGAAGUUUCCAGAGAAUACGGAGGCGAAACGUGCAAACUCAACUCAAAGUAACAAAUAAAAAUAGUAUUACAUUAUAGAUAGUAUUUGAAUCCUCUGCGUAAUGGGAAAACUUAUACUAUUUGAAUCCUCAGUGCAAUGGAAAAAGAUAGACGGCAUAUCGAUCGGAAGAUGAAGCCCUGCAGUGACGAGUUUCAGUAUUUUAAACAGAUCACGCCCAUCAGUGAUGUUUAUGUUCACAUAAUGUGUCAUUGGUUUAGCUUGCUUCAUAUAUUUUAAUCUAUUAGCAAUCGAGUAUAUAAUAUGUCGAUUAAUGUCGUAAUAUUUUACUAAUUAAGUUUGCACAGCUUUUAUUUUAUUAUUGUGCUAGAGUUGAUUGCGAUCUGACAAAAAUAGUCAAGCUCAGAUCUGACCAGACGUCGUAGUUUCUGCCCGUGAGAUUUGGAGUAAAUAAGAACAAUAUCGACAAAUCGAUUGCCGUUUUUUUUUAAAUAUAUUUUCUCAUAUUAAUUUUAAAAUACUCCCUAAAAUAUGGCCAUAACUGUGAUUACGGAUUAAAGCGUAUUUUUUAAUUUCGUUUACUACAAACUACUUGUACUACAAACUUUGCACCUGCAAUUGGCUUCACUUUACUGUGGUUAGUGAAUGUGAAUGUUCCGUCUAUCUUUUUCUUUCACUGUUUUUUUAAAGUCUAUUUCUGAAAAUGUUGCAAAGGUUUUCAGUAUUUCCUUAUAAGUGACUAAAUGUAUUGCGGUUAUUUCUUUAUCAGAUAUCUUAUCAGUGAGCGAUUAACAGAAACUCAAUAGCCGGAACGUUACAGUCUGUUUAGUGUUUGCGUUAAGCAAAUAGUGAGUCGUCAAUAUUAUUUUACAAGUAUCCAGGGGUUUAGUCACAGAUAUUGUGUUCAAAACGAUGCAAAAUAUUACUCAAUUAAGGAUAAUUGUGUUAUGUUAUUAAUUGUCAAAAACUCUUUCACAAAGGCGUGGUUUAUAAUUUACGAGCGUUAAAAUAUAUCGAUAAACUCACCUAUUGGGUUAUUUUGUGUGCCUUUCGGUAGAUAAAGCCGAUCGAGCCUUUUGACAUUAGUACGUUUUACUUAUUGCAACUUUUCAUUAAGCGAUAGUAAAAGUAUUUCGUAUCAUACCUUCUAUGUAAGACCACUAAAUGACAAACGAUUUCGGUGAUUUUAGUAUUCUGAAAGCGACCAUAUUAACUAACAUAGAUGCUGUUUAUGUCACUUGAGAAUUUAUGAAUCAGGACAUACUUGAAACACUUGGGAGAUAUACGACUAGAUUGUAGAGAAAAAAAUAAUAAUAGUUCUAGAAAAUUUCAUUUUAUUCUACUUUUUAUUAGGUAUAUGUUUGAAUCAACAACAAACUGAUAUUUUUGUCUGAUACAUUGAUGACUUACUGUUAAGUUUAACUACAACAAUACUUUAAAACAUUAAUGUUAUGUAUCAGUGAUACAUAGAGUUUGCAUAGUUUUCAACUUUUCUUAUGUGAAUUUUUAUGAUGUGAUUUAACCCCACCAAUGGUUGACCAACGCGAAUGGUGAACCUGGUAUUGUAUUUCUUUAUAUGAGUAUUGUGGAAUGCGUUUAGGGCCCACGCAGACUGCAGAAUUUUGAUCCGCUAGUAUAAUAUUGUAAUCAACUGUUCUGAACAAAUGAACUGAACCUACCUAGUUAUAUACUUACGUAUAUGAGUCCUCGACAACUUUGAUCAUUAUUAUCUAUAUAAAACUUGUACUUUGAAACAUCUUUGACGCUACAUCUCAAGUGAUGUCUCAUACUGAUAAUUAAACUAUCGGAAUUGGUCAAAAAUUUGUAAUCUGCGAGUGUUCUAAUAGGCGAUAUUUCGGUAUUAUAAGUAAUUUUUAUUUUUAUUAUUAAUAUAGUUUACAGUUGAAAGGCUUUUUUGUGUGUCUAUAAGUCGUCUAACUUAUAUCCACAUUGGCGUGCAAAUUUGCUUCUUGUGUCCAAACAAAAGAUUAACUAAGACAAUAUUGAGUUUUUUGUCUAGUCUCGCGGUGGACGCAUUUUUGGACACUUUAAUUCGGUCUUCGCUGCAAUAUCAUAAUAAUGUUAUGUAUAUAAUAUCAUAAUGUAUUUACAUUUUACUAUCAUCUCAUCGUUCUAUGCAAUUUACAACGACUUCUUUUAGAUAUUAGGUUAUUAUAAAUUCAAUUUUAUUUUCUCUUAUAGUAAUGAAAAUAUUCAAUGAGUGAUUGAUAAAUGAUGUCGAUACUUUAAUCGUACAUAAAUAAUGUAUCGAUACCACAAGGCUUUGAAUACUUUUUAGAACUGAAAUACUCAUUAACCUGUAAAAAGACACUGCUUUUUCAAAAUUUCAUAAAUUUAAUCGUUCUUUGUAUAAGCUAUUUGUUAUUUAGAAUUUGUGAAAAUUGAUUCACUUUUAAAAUUUUCAAGAGUCUUCUGUUCUUAUCUCUUUAAAAAGUUACAAGUUCGAAAUGUGUCGAGUGUAGUAAUUGAUACAAUCGUAGGGAAAGUAACGAUGCAUAAUACGCAUCCCUAUUUGUAUUAUUGGAGAAGAAAAGAAAUGUAAGUGUUAUUUAUCAAAAAUAUUAAAUUUAAUGUGCUAUGUAUAAAUAGAAAAACGUUCGACUGGAUGAGUAGAAUUUUCAAACGGUAGGUAUAGUAUAAUAUCGAAAUCAUAGAACAUUUUAGAUAGAUAGGAGUUUCUGAAAUUUAUCAAUGUUAACAUAAAGUUGUCGUAUAUACGUUAAGAAGAAAACGUCGACCAACAGACUCCGCUAAUAAGCUUAAGCAUUUUUUCCUGUACAACUAAAUAUCGCCUUAAUCAAAAUAAUAUAAAAACUUCAACGGAAGGUUGCUUCACUGAAGUUUUUACAUAAUAUGUACAAUGCUAUUAAAAAUGCAAUAUAAGUUGUGUUGUAAAACUAAAGGCAGUUUUUAGAUCUCAAAAAAUCUGUCUUCAAAAAAUGGAAAAAUGCGGGCGGAGUUUAAAUCAUCUACGUUGACCAUUAGGUCGGCUCACAUUACUCACGCGUGGUGAUGUUUUGUUUUUUAAAUAAAUACAGACCUUAUUCUGUAUGAAAUAAGAUUGAAUAUCAAGGAUAUUGAAAAUAUAGUCUUUCUCGGAUUGGUUGGACGAAGCGCACCGUAUCGUCCUGUGAAGUAGACUUCAAUGCUAUAGUCUGUCAAGUUCGUUGAUGACACUCCCAUGAUAAACGGGCGACGGGGGGGAAAGACUGCGCGGGUGUGAAAUUGUGCGUGCGGGGAAGUGAGGUGCAUCAGUCGUGGGUUUUCCAUUCAUCGCUACACGCCCCACGGCUCGCGCGGACCAUCGGGAGAAGUUGCCAAGCUAUAGAACGUGUUUGCUAUAAACAGCUAACCGGUAUUUACCCGCAAUGUUUGUCAUUCUGUAGAUUUCAUUUUUCUCAUAUGGCUUUUCCGUUCAGAUUUUGACCUUUUUGGUACGAAGGGCAUUUUUCGAUUUUAGAGCAAAAAGAUCUUUUUAUUAUAGGCAAUCUUUUCUCUACCGGCGUUACAAUUAUUGUUAAUUCAAGAUGAGCAGGUCUUCUAUAAAACCUCUUUGGCAUGUUUUACAUCGUGAUAUAAACGCAGAUGUGUUUUUAGUGCUGAGGCGCUGUUGCCGUAUGAACUAUACAUGUAUUUGACCACUUACUUACUUUUUAAGACUAAUUGUUCUGGGUAGAGUGUAUUUUACCAAGGAAGAUAUCGUAUGUAUAAUGAACGAUACGUGUUGUCGACAGUUACGUUAUAUCGUGAGCGAUUAAGCGCGACUAACGCGUUUUACAUCGACACAAAUGUUGUAUGUCUUUGUCUGUCUCUGAAGUUAUUGUCACUGACUUGAUCAAAUUGUUAUUCUAUAUUAUAGUAUUAUGUAAUUGAUAAACUAUAAAUAAUUGUGAUAGUUUAGAUUUGUGUUUAUUCAGUUCCUCCGAAUCAUUACGGGAGAUUUAAUUUCAGAUAAGCGUUACUUUCGAUUAGUUUACAAUGUCAGGGAAUCCCAUCAGGUGAACAAUCGCUUAAUUGGAAAUGUAUAUACCUACGUUAACUGAUACUGAAGUCAUAUUCGACAAAUCAUCGCUUACAGUAUGGCCAGGGAAAAGACCUCUCCCCAUGUGGAGGGAAAAAUGGGAAUUAAUUUCUUUUACGAAACGUAACUGCAUUAUGACCAGUGAAAUGUACUUGUGACAGCCCCAAUCUAAUUUUUUUGGUCAAGUUAAUUAUAUUAUGUAGUUUAUUAAUUUUUAACUAUUUAAUAGGAUUUAAUACUUUUGACGCUGAAGAAAUAUUAUGAAUUCGGUUUGUAAAGUUGAAGAUUUGGAAAUAAAUAUCAAGUAUUACAUGCCAAGAAUAUACUGUCAGUUUGUCUUCUAGACUGGCUUCUUUGCUAUUACUCAUUUUCACGCGCUAAGUUAGGUCGUCCAUGUAAGAUAUUACACACACUCCGAUUCGACAUCGGGUCGGAAUGUGUGGAAAUGCUUAAAGGCGAAACAUUAGCCUAGCAUUGUACAAGAACAUACUCGUAUAAGGACCACGCGAACUGCUCGUGUAUUUGCUAACGAGAUCGUACUUAUGACGAGCAUUGAGCUCGGGUUUAAUAAAUUUGUGGAAGAUGUAAAUAUUUUUACAUUUCGAAUUAACGUAUUUUGGAGUGACACUCGAUAUAAAAUUUGGAGCACUUACGAUACCUUCAUUAAUUCUUGUGUGUAUCUAUAUCGGUGGUGAUCGUUAAAAGUGUUUUCUCUUUUGUAUUUUCACGGUUUUUUCGAUGUAUUAAUUAAUAUCUCUUGUCUUCCUUGUAUAUGCAUGUUCGCGCACAAUUUUUGUGGCGUCUAAAGACGUGGCAACGUGUCGGUCGCAUACUCACAUAAAUGACAUUGUUUAAAUAUUCGACAACAAAAUUACCAACGAUUUCAUUGAUUGUGAACGCUGUUUCAAAGUUGGUAUGUAUGUAAAUUAUAAUAAUUUGUGAUUUACUACGUUGUAUUAUAGUGAUAUCGAGUCCAUUUGAUCUAAAUAAUAGUAAGUUACAAGAUCUGUUAAACCGGUUGCAUAAUUUGGCCCGACCGAUAUAUGUCCAAUCGAGUUGGCUACCGACUUGUUGGCACGUCUGUACAAGAUGUUUUUAGUGAAGUAAUUCUUCAUAUCAAAUAUUUUAAAAUAGUUGUUGCUAGAUUGACAUUGAAAUUGUGUUUUAAUAUCGUACGUACUGUUUGUCUAGUUACUAGUAUAUAAAGGGGGAGAUUCCGCAAUUAGUUUUAAGGCAAGACUAAUGCGGAAUGUUUAUGUAUGCGGCUUUGUAAUAAUAAUCGACCAAAGAAGACUAAUAUUUAGCAAACAAAAGUUUAUCUAUCAAAAAUGUCAUCACCCAUCUCUUUCGAGUGUUCUAAUGUAAUAAGUAUCUACUUAAAAACUGAUGAGGAUUUUUGUUUAAACUCAUUAAUCUCUGAAACUACCAGUGUCAUAAAAAAAUCUAUAUUCAUUUAUUUCAAGUAGGAUUUUAUUUAAAAAUAAUAUUUGACAAUUGAAGAAUCUAUACUUAAUAUAAUAAAGCUGAAGAGUUUGUUUGUUUGUUUGUUUGUUUGAUUGAACGCGCUAAUCUCAGGAACUACUGGUCCGAUUUGAAAAAUUCUUUCAGUGUUAGGUAGCCCAUUUAUCGAGGAAGGCUAUAGGCUAUAUUUUAUCCCCGUAUUCCUACGGGAACGGGAACUACGCGGGUGAAACCGCGCGGCGACAGCUAGUCAUCAAUAAAGGUAGUUUAGGUGAAACAAUUAAUUAUAUUUAUUUUUACGGUGAAUGAAACCGCUGGUCAUUCUAUAAUCAUCGUUCAUACAUAAGUUAACUAAAACAACUUCAUGCCAGUAAUUAAUUGGUCGAUAAUCGAUUAUUAAAUAAAUAGUUUGGGAUAUCAUAUUCGCAUGGUUGGCCACAAUAAUAUUGACGUCAGUGGCGCUAUCAAUAUAGCUAAUUGCAUGAGAAAACAACGCUGUAGCAUCUGAUGCCACAUCGUUGUUUUCUCAUGCAACUACUAUUAACAUCGAUACGAAAAUGUACGAUGUUGACACCGAUGUAUGUAAAUAUUAUUUACACAUAAAAACAAUAAUGUGCGUUUAUGAUAAACAAUCAUGUUUGUUUUUGUUAAACUCAGCGUGCGUCAGUACAAUGAACUUACCAUAGACCAUAGAAACACUAAAGCUAACACUUGAACGUACUAUAGACAAACAAAAUGGGUAUGCUUUCAUGGUCAAACACCUGUACCGGGGCGAGGGACUUAAAAAAGAAGAGAGACUACGAGAAAACUAGGGACAAAUGUUAAUGUGUUGCAUGUCUCUCAAACAUUCUCUCUAAAUUUUCCGGCAUAGAGUAAAGGAAUAGAGCAUCUACCCCUACCUAGAAAGUACCCAAGGGAUAUAAUAUAUCUGAAACGCCCGUCAUGCCUGAUUGACUCCAUUACCGCGAGCGAAUCUACGGGAGAAAGUACCUAAUGUUUUUUGUGAAAACCAAAGAGAAGUCGUAAAUUGACUUGAUUUGUAACGAUUUUUGGUUUUUUUACAGUGGAGUAAACCGCAUGAGUCUGUCCUCGCCUGCCCAUUGAAGGACUACACGGUAUCAUGACGAAGUGCAAACGGUUUACCUAUAUUCAGUGGCAUGCAUUUCACAGAUGCAAUAAUGCACUUCAGGAAUCAUUGUGGGCUUGUAUUGGACAAGCUGUUCUCCAUUUUAUACAAUUUAAACGUACAGCGCCAACUCUGGUUAAAAAUCUUCUGCGCGCCACUGCCGAUAUUUGAUUCAUCUGCUUAAAAAUCGCUGAAAUCUAAGUGAUAUCAUCAUAAUUAUCAACCCAUAUUCGUCUCACUGCUGAGCUCGAGUGUCCUCUCAGAAUGUGAGGGGUUAGGCCAAUAGUCCACCAUGCUGGCCCAGUGCGUAUUUGCAGACUUUACACACGCAGAGAAUUAAGAAAAUUCUCAGGGAUGCCGGUGUUUUUCUUUCAUCGUUUGAGACGCGUGAUAUUUAGUUUCUUAAAAUGCACACAAUUGAAAAGUUGAACAUGCAUACAUCAGACCGGAUUCAAACCAAGACCUUCCGGAAUCAGAGCCAGAGGUUAUAUCCAUUGGGAUAUCAUGGCGCUUCUAUACAUCUAAGUGAUAUAGCUGUCAGUAAUGUCCGGUCAUCUAUCAAUGACGGAGAUGUAAGAUGAAUUUUCACAUGCCGAAAUCUGGAGAGCAUUAUCGAUAUCGCUAGGAGCUUUACACACCAAAGGCCUUGACCGUUUUCAAAUAUACUAUCAAAGUUAUGGAACCUGAGCAUUGCAUCCCACGCAUGUCAAGCGAAAACAAAUUUUUAUUCUUAGUAACUUACUUUGUACCUAUAUCUGCUAACAACAGGGGUUAGAUGGCGUAUUGCCAAAUGUUUCCCAACUUUGUUCGUUCUCAAAAAUAAUACGUAUAAUAAAUUUAUUUACGUUCUAUAGCCUUCGGAUAGUUUAAACAACUCGUCGCAGACUUGAUGUUUGUUGAAAGCCGACGAACGCGGCUCGCGUAAUUGGUUUCUAAAUCAAAUAGUUUCAACGUAGCUAAAUAUUUCUAGCGGCGGAAAACAAACAAUAAAUAAUAUAUCAUCAAACUCCAAAUAUGUAUAUAGUUUUUCGGAGAUAUUCAACAUUCUCUAUUUAUUUACAUGUAUACGAAAUAUUUUAUUGGUAAAAACUAAUAUAAUUUUUCGUAUUUGAGAAGCAAAUAGUAGCCAGCUUGUCUACGUAAGAUAUUUACUUGUCUACGUUUACAUUUUGUAGUCAAUACCGUCUUUGUGUAACUCAUUAAUAGUUGAAUCAAAAUAUAGGUAGCAGCUAGCAGCCUAUAUAUUGGACUCGUUUUCGGUUGAUAGCAACGUACGAAUGAGUAACCAUAGCAACACAAUAACUUUAUUAUAAUCGAUUAUGAAAUUUUCAAUUAUAUGACAUCUCUAAUGUAUCCACGGAGUUAACACUUAUGUUUAUAAUUGUACCUGUGCAGAUAACUUCUGAUGAUGUCUGCAAGUUACUUGCCGGGGUCUAUAAUAGUUUUCGUUCUUAGGAUGUACAGAUAAAACCUUUUGGCUUUGCCAUAGUCGAAUAAAAAACAACUGAAGCUGAACGAAAAUGGCGGACGGCUUGUGCAAUGGCCCAUUUAAAGUUCGAUUUUUAAAACUAAAAUAGAUUGGCGAUGGUAGCCUUUGCAUAUCUAGUUUCUUUUGUUUUAAUAUGUCUGAAACAUGUUAAAGGAAUUUUUUUUAGUUUCUUGAAUUUCUUAAAGCCAUGCACGGAUGGUAUAGGUAUCUUGUACUUUAUUUUCGUUUCAUUAGAAAACUCGAUAAAAGUAGGCCGGGUAAACAAUUUGGGAUCUAAAGAAAAACUCUCACGGUCCGGCGGCUUAACUAUAAGGAAGGCGUCUACCGAUCUUGAUUGAUGUAAGGAGUACCUACGUCACGUCAGCUUUCAAACGAAAAAACCACAUCAUAAUCAGUCCGUUAUGCUAGCCACCCAUGGUCCGAUAUACCCACAUGCCUGCAGCGCUGCUGGUGCGGUAAAACUCAUCGUGUGUUAGUCGCACUGUGCAUGACGGCUUGACGGACCGUGGGCUAGCAUUAUCAGAUAAGAAGCUACUAAUUGCACACCUAUUUUGUACGUCAGGGAUCAAAAACUCACUAUACCAAUAUCCGGUAAUGCGGUUUCAUCAUAGAUUUACGCGCAACUUCCAAUUUUCAUCAAAUUGUGCAUGACCGAUCAUUCUCGACCAUUUUAUCAUAAUAAUAUGUAUUUUAUUAAUGAACUUUUGACUUAACGCUUUGUGAUAACGUAUUCUGUUACAUGUCGUCUACAGACUGCAGUUUUGCCUGUUUGUACAGUUUUGAAACUCGUUUAAGCAUUUCAGUCACUUGACGAAAUAUUUUAUCUGUAUUUUUAGGGAUACACCCUAUUAUUAUUAUUAAAAAAGACAAUUUAAAAUUAUUGUGGCAUAAUAGUAGUUGUAUUGCAUCUUAUAUAUUGUGACGUCAUCUUUUUGUGCAUUGACUCGUGUUUAUUGUUAAGAAACCAUUUCUAUUUAAUAAUAUUAAAAAAAAAAACACUGUUAUGGAUUCUUAGGUAAAUGUUAUAAGAUUCUACUCGUAAUUUCUUUGUCGAGAUACUUACUGUAACAUUUCAAUAACGCAUUGGAGUAACACCAGAACGUCAAAACGUAUUUAUUGUUAAAAUAUGAGUGUUGCCAUAUUUUCUUAAGUCAUUAUGUACAAAUUGGAUAUUGUAAGAUCAUUUGUUAUCUGUCAACAGUUGAAUAUUACGAAAAUAAAUUUAAAAUCAAACAUAA